Messenger RNA from Boeremia exigua, 3744 nucleotides. RefSeq lists its product as uncharacterized. NCBI's taxonomy places the organism in Eukaryota, Fungi, Ascomycota, Dothideomycetes, Pleosporales, Didymellaceae. Gene Ontology annotation, molecular function: phosphorelay sensor kinase activity. The record is from RefSeq and is a predicted model, not a curated record. The transcript has 3 exons. The coding region runs from base 160 to 3663 and encodes 1167 amino acids. Gene Ontology annotation, biological process: phosphorylation; phosphorelay signal transduction system.
GCAUUCGCUCCCCGACCCCGUCGUCUCCCGCGCCUUCCGCGCCUUCCAGCUGCAGCUUGCGAGUAGCGUGCGCUGACUGACCUCCGCACCGCUCCGGCUGUGACUCUCCACCGCCUGCCGACCGACACAGACACACACCAGCCGUCUGGUGUCGAGGCAAUGGUCAAGAUGCGGAUUCCAAUCCGUGAACAGCUGGGAUGUCUGGUCCUGCUGGCGUCCAUGAUCGGCUUGGCCGUCGUUGCUGUUGCAACCUGGGUCACGAACCACAACUUCGUGCUCAACAUCAGGUCAACGCGACUCAACUUGACUGCCUCGCUCAAGGCAGCCCAGGUGUCGUCGAAUCUAAACCUCAUGCAGAUUGUCGUUGCCCAAGCUUCGAAGCGCCUUUCUCCGCAGACUGCUCUGCAACGCUACUACAACGGGAACACCUCGAACGAUGUGUGGAGUCGAACGCGCGAAGACUACGAUGCUAUCUUCACAGGGGACAUGAUGAACCGCAUUGCUAUCCAGGCUCGGAUCUACCCCAGGAACACGUCCAACCAGAUUCUUUUCAGUCGCACUGCCAACACCAUGUUUGGUGUGCAGUUGCCCUUCAACAACGCCAACGGUCAACCAGCAGAAUUGGGCGACGAAGCCUUCGGCUAUGUUCCAGAGCUGUACCCUAGGUUCAACGUCAGAACAAUACCCUACAACUCAACCUUUAAUACAUACGAAGGCGAAUUCGAGGGAAGAACUAUCAACAACGCCAGCUACUUGUUCUCUGGGCCGUACAGAGUCAACGACACCCUCAGUCUGGUGUCAAUCACUUUACCGAUCAUUAACAAUACAUCGAGUAUUGAAACCCUCGGCUGGCUGACGGCUGUGCUGGACGCUUCGCUCCUGACUAAUGUCAUCAAUCAAUUGGAGGGUCUGGGUGACAGUGGUCUAACGAUGCUCUUUGGACCUGAUAACGCCACCAAUCACUUCCCAGCCGGAUACCUCUACAAGGACCCAAAUCCCGACCCACCCGAAAACGCUCAAGUACGUUUUCUGGUCCCUCCUACGGUCAGAGACAGCGUCAAAAGGCACGGGAAUCACGUCGUUGGACUCGAUCUACCUCCAUUCGAUUGGACCGAAUUCCCUGCUAUCAAGACAGCCUAUAGCGUAAAUACUGGGGCCACCAACAAUGCCGGAAGUAUCAUCUCUACACGCAACGAAGAGGGUGAUGAUGUUGCAAUUGGCUAUGGUGUGGUCAACAGUCCAAUGGUCGACUGGGUUGUUAUUGUUGAGCAGACUCAUGGCGAAGUGUGGGCACCUAUCUACCAACUGCGAAACGUCAUCAUUGCCUGUGUGUUUGGCACCAUGGGUGCCAUGCUGAUUCUCACCUUCCCAAUCGCGCAUUAUUCAAGUCGCCCUAUUCGACGCUUGCGAGACGCUACGACGAAGACAGUUUCACCCCAUCUUUUCGAAGAUGAUGUAAGCCUGAGUUCCGGCAACGAUGGUGCGAACGAUGAUCACGAUGAAGUCCUCGCGCGCAAAGAAGGUUUCUUUGGCCAGAUUAUCCAUUUUAGGCGGAAUCAAAAUGCCAACAAAGCCGAAAAAAGGGAAGCCGAAAGAAGACGGCAGUUUCGCAUUCCUGGGAAGGUCAAGGACCGCAAGCACCUGAUCCACGAUGAGCUGACCGACUUGACUACAACAUUCAACGAGAUGACCGACGAGCUCAUGAUGCAGUACGAGAGGCUAGAAGAGAGAGUGCAGCAGCGCACAGCUGAGUUGAAUGAGAGCAAAAAAGCCGCCGAAGCUGCAAACGAGAGCAAGACCUUGUUUAUCGCCAAUAUCUCGCACGAACUUAAGACUCCGCUUAAUGGCAUCUUGGGUAUGUGCGCAGUCUGCAUGUCUGAAGACGAUCCCGUGAAGCUCAGAAGAUCCCUUGGUAUCAUCUACAAGAGUGGCGAUCUCCUUCUAAAUCUUCUGACGGAUCUUCUGACAUUCAGUAAGAACCAGGUUGGGCAGCAGCUGAGUCUGGAUGAAAAGGAGUUUAGAUUGCGUGACAUUAGCUCACAAGUUUUGGCUAUCUUCGACAAACAAGCGAAAGAGGGCGGUAUCAACCUCAACGUGCGCUUCGAGGGACCUUACGACGCCAACUUGAACGACGAUGGACGACCAACCAACGCUGGCGAUCUGGGACCCUUCGGACUUGGACGGCUCAAGGACAUGAUCCUCUACGGAGACCAACAUCGAAUCCUACAGGUGGUGAUCAAUCUCGUGUCGAACAGUCUCAAGUUCACACCUCAAGGUGGCAACGUCACGAUGACCAUACGCUGUACUGGAGAAGCGCAUAUGACCGAUAGUAGAAAAGCUUCACUGGCUUCUAGGCAAAGUUCAGCGAGAAAUUCGAAGAACCGCUUCAGGGCGACAAGUUCGGAAGUCGGAUCAAUGUCAACCACAACUCCAAAUGGCUUCGCAACGGCGAAUCACAUCAACGCACUUGAGAAACCAACCGCCUAUUCACACAUUAUGAUUUCGGAUCGGGCAGCCACACCCCCACCUGGACGAUGGUUAUCUUUCGAAUUUGAGGUCGAGGAUACCGGACCUGGUAUCCCUGAAGACAUUCACGCCAAGAUCUUCGAGCCCUUUGUGCAAGGUGAUUUAGGUCUUAGCAAGAAAUACGGCGGAACUGGUCUGGGAUUGAGCAUUUGCUCGCAGCUGGCUACCUUAAUGAAGGGUACUGUUGGGUUGAAGAGUGAGGUUGGCCAUGGUAGCGUCUUCACCAUGUCAAUACCGCUCAAGCACCUCUCGAGUCGCGCCGACAGUACAGCAAGCUCGCAAGUGGACCCCACCUCGCGAAGGAACUCUUCUGUCGACGAGCCCCGUGCUACCUCACGGGAGGAUGCCCGUUCCGUUCGCUCGGGGCACUCGACCAGAAAUGCACCCAGUCCUGUUCCUGUCGUUAACGUGAACGCAAACGUGGCUGCUGCUGGAACAACUGCAGGGCCGGUCGCAUUUGAGCAAGACUCGCAACCCCGCUUGGUUGGCUUGAGCCAGCCCUUUUUUGCGUCAAAUGCUCCCUUAGAGUCGCCGAACUCACAAGCAGCAGCGAUGCAGCGUGUGGAGGCUGAAGCUACUAAGGGUGGCAAAAAGAUCAAGGUCCUUGUGGCAGAAGACAACACGACCAAUCAGAUCGUGGUUAUGCGUAUGCUCAAGCUAGAGGAUGUGUACGACGUAACAGUGGCGAAAGAUGGUCAAGAAGCUCUCGACAGGGUCAAAGAGAGUAUGGAGGCAGGGGAACCGUACAACCUGAUCUUUAUGGACGUACAGAUGCCGAACAUGGAUGGCUUAGACUCAACAAGAUUGAUUCGACAGUCUGGGUUCAGCGCCCCUAUCGUCGCCCUGACCGCCUACGCUGAAGAGUCUAACGUUAAGCAAUGUAUGGAGUCUGGAAUGGACUUCUUCUUGUCAAAACCCAUCCGACGCCCCGCGCUAAAACACGUUCUAAAGACCUACUGUCCACCCAUCGAAGAAGAAGACGAAGGCGGAGACAGAACGCCACCCAAAAAUUCUCCCAAUCCAGCGGCACCCGCACCGAUAAACACGUCUGCUAGUCAACCAAGAGGACCCUUCUCCUUAAUAGCUGGGACGAAGGAGCACAUCGAUUCACCCGCGAUAUCACCAGGCACUGCCUAAUUUCCCUCAAUUUCCCUUCCUACAGUCGUUUGGUUCAAUACCCUAUGAUUUUGUAAUGCAUGGCGCACGAUUUUCGUUACC